CACAGAUUUCGAUCUUCUGCAGUAAAAGAGUGCAUCCAUGCAAUAAUGAAAGAGAAUCUAGCCAAUGUGCAAUACAACCCAGAGGAAACGCCAGAGCUCACACAGUCCUUAUCAGAGACAAUUAAAGAUAGACUGAAAGUGGAGGGAUUUCACCGAUAUAAAAUGGUGGUGCAGGUUGUGAUUGGAGAACAGAGAGGUGAAGGAGUGAACAUGGCUGCACGAUGUUUCUGGGAUGCUGACACUGACAACUAUGCACAGGAUGUUUUUAUGAAUGACAGUCUGUUCUGCGUGGUAGCUGCAUUUGGCUGUUUCUACUACUGAUGCCAGUGAAGACCACAGAAAGGAACUACAGUAAUUGUAGAGAGGAUUUUUAGUUUGUUUGGUUUUCUUCAAUAAUUUGUACUCAUGUUUUCUCAAAGUAGCAGACUUACAAUUGUACAUAGCAUGCUCACUGUAUCUGUACAAUACACUGUGUCCACAACUUCCUCUUCUUUCCUGCUUGUAUAAAUAUAGCUUUGUAGCAUAUUGUUUUUCUUUUGUCCUUUUAAUCAUCCUUCCUGCUUUGUGCAAAAUGGAUUUAUUAACUCCUAGAAGCCAGAUAUAGUGCCUUAAAAGGACUAGAUUGCUUUUAUUAGUAGUGACUUGUUUCCAUAAUAUAAUAAAUAUUUAUAAGCAAUGUAAUAUAAUAAAAACAAAUAUAUAUAUUAUACCUUUC
This is a messenger RNA of Chelonoidis abingdonii (Abingdon island giant tortoise), 715 nucleotides long. RefSeq names its product dynein light chain Tctex-type 2B (gene DYNLT2B). Gene Ontology annotation, biological process: microtubule-based movement. Gene Ontology annotation, molecular function: dynein intermediate chain binding. Gene Ontology annotation, cellular component: cytoplasm; cytoplasmic dynein complex. Lineage: Eukaryota; Metazoa; Chordata; Testudines; Testudinidae. The record is from RefSeq and is a predicted model, not a curated record.